Molecule: messenger RNA, 2052 nt
Organism: Medicago truncatula (barrel medic)
Lineage: Eukaryota; Viridiplantae; Streptophyta; Magnoliopsida; Fabales; Fabaceae
Product: sodium/hydrogen exchanger 1
Exons: 14
Coding region: 1-1599 (532 amino acids)
Biological process (GO): proton transmembrane transport; sodium ion import across plasma membrane; regulation of intracellular pH
Cellular component (GO): plasma membrane
Molecular function (GO): sodium:proton antiporter activity; potassium:proton antiporter activity
Source: RefSeq, a predicted model, not a curated record
AUGGUUGGAGAAGGAGCUUUAUACGAGAAACUAACGACGAUGUUUACCUCGGAUCAUGCAUCGGUUGUGUCGCUAAACAUAUUUGUUGCUCUUCUUUGUACUUGCAUCGUCAUUGGUCAUUUGUUGGAGGAGAACCGUUGGAUUAAUGAAUCCAUCACUGCUCUUCUCAUUGGUUUGUGUACUGGGGUGUUAAUAUUGUUUACAACUGGAGGAAGAAGCUCUCAUAUAAUGGUUUUCAGCGAAGAUCUUUUCUUUAUUUACCUUCUCCCACCCAUCAUUUUCAAUGCAGGGUUUCAGGUCAAGAAGAAACAAUUUUUCCGCAAUUUUAUGACUAUAAUGCUUUUUGGUGCAAUUGGUACACUUAUAUCAUUCUGCAUUAUAUCACUCGGUGCCAUACACUUCUUCCAAAAAUUAGAUAUUGGUUCCCUCAAGAUUGGAGAUUAUUUAGCAAUUGGAGCAAUAUUUUCAGCAACAGAUUCUGUUUGCACAUUGCAGGUUCUUAAUCAGGAUGAGACACCUUUACUGUACAGCCUGGUGUUUGGAGAAGGCGUAGUAAAUGAUGCUACUUCUAUAGUACUCUUCAAAGCAAUUCAGAAUUUUGACCUCUCUCACAUUGACUUAACCACUGCUUUACAUUUAUUAGGAAACUUUUUAUAUUUGUUCAUAGCAAGCACUGUCUUGGGAAUCUUUGUUGGAUUGUUUAGCGCAUACAUUAUUAAAAGGCUCUAUUUUGGCAAGUUGAUAAGGCACUCUACAGACCGCGAGGUCGCUCUAAUGAUACUAAUGGCUUAUCUUUCAUAUAUGCUAGCUGAACUAUUUUCUUUUAGUGCCAUUCUGACUGUGUUCUUCUGCGGCAUUCUUAUGUCGCAUUAUACCUGGCAUAAUGUUACAGAAAGUUCAAGAAUAACAACAAAGCAUACUUUUGCUACUAUGUCAUUCAUUGCUGAGAUAUUUAUCUUCCUUUAUGUUGGGAUGGAUGCACUAGAUAUGGAGAAGUGGCGAUUCGUAAGUCAAAGCCAAAAAAAAUCAAUUGGGGUCAGUUCAUUGCUGUUGGCACUUAUCCUAGUGGGAAGAGCUGCAUUUGUUUUCCCUCUUUCCUUCAUAUCCAACUUGUCUAAGAAGUCUCAAUCUGAGAAAAUUGAGUUUAAGCAACAAGUGACAAUUUGGUGGGCUGGUCUCAUGCGUGGAGCUGUUUCUAUUGCACUUGCUUACAAUCAGUUUACAAGACUAGGACAUACUAAAUUGCGUGAGAAUGCCAUCAUGAUCACUAGUACUAUUACAGUUGUACUCUUUAGCACAGUGGUGUUUGGGUUGAUGACAAAGCCACUUGUGAGGUUAUUGCUACCUUCUUCUAAACACAUAAUAAUCAGCAUACCGUCCCCGCCAUCUAGCCCGAAAUCAUUCAGUGUGCCACUUCUUGGCAAUGGAGAAGAUGUAGGGGGCAAUGGUGGUACCCAAAGACCAAGCAGAUUGCGUACGCUCCUUAGGAUUCCUAGUCAUGGGGUACAUCACUACUGGCGCAAAUUUGAUGAUUCUUUCAUGCGACCUGUCUUUGGUGGCCGGGGUUUUGUACCUUAUGUUCCUGGUUCACCCCUUUAACUUAGUGUCAAACACUGGAAUCUAUAUACUAAUUAGUUUGAUAGAUGGUGUGGUGUGUGGUUUGGCUUAAAUUUUGGCUUUGAUUAUGCACUUUUAUCAAUUUUUAGAAGAUUUCAACUUUCUAUACGAUGCCAAUUGCCAAAAGAGGGAAAAAAUGAAGAAGGUACAAGGAAAGAAAAGAUUUAUAGGAGGAAUAUUACAGACAUAGAAAGAGUUGUUUGCUUGGGUAACUUAUUGUAAUUUGAUGCUGAUUAAGUGAUUCAGAUUUUUGGUUUGUACAUGCUGUGGAAGAAAACGUCAUGAGACACUGCAGAUAUAGAUUUUACAAUUGCUUGGUUGUGUAAUGAGAGUGUCUAAAUUACUUAGAUCAUGUAUCAGUGUAAUAUUUUGUGUAGAGAAUAAUAUUUAUUUAUUAAUCAUCCGACUCAACAAUAGUUGAAUCGAUUGAACUAA